AUGGCCCGGACCGGCUCGGGGCGGAACAGCAAGCUGGACUCCUUUCUCAAGAGGAACACGGACCGGGCCGUGUACGAGCGGAUCCGGGCUUACGAGCCGUGCGUGGUGAUGUCGGAGUCCGUCAACAAAGUCUUCAUGCACGUCGUGCUGAGCGACGAGUGCGUUUACCUGGCCGAGUACCCCCCGCGCGCGCUGACCGCCGCCGUCCGUUUCAGCCAGGUCCGGCACGUGGAGCUGGUCAACGAUCUCCCGGAUUUCCUGAGCGGGAAAGACAGGGAGCGCUGUCAGCACAUUCGAGUUGUCUACGUCACAACAAACCCCGCUGGGAGGAAAGAAGAUGUGCAGAGGAAAGACCAGAAGAGGCUUCCUGCUUUACCCCCGGCGCCGCCGCGCAGCUACCAGCCGUCAGCCUCAUCCACUGUAAAAGGUGACGCUAAUCAUCUUUCUGCCCCACCCAUCAGGAACCAAACUCACGAGGGGGGAGAGGAGUUGCAAGUGCUGAAGACUGUGCGCUCUGCCUCCUGUCCAGACCCUGAGACUCUGAGCCUGAGGCACCUGCCCCGGUUUCCCAUCCAGCCUGCCUCCCCCACACGCUCCCUCCACUCCCCUGUCUCCCCCAUCCUCUCUCCAACCCUCCCUUCAUCGGCCUCACACAGAAGUCCAAAGUCCCCAGAGCCAGGCCAGGUAACCAAGAGGCGAGGCUCGGUCCUGGCUCGCCUUUUGAUGAGAGAAAGGGUGAGCGGGGGAGAAAGAGACGGAGAGGGUGCCGAGAGAGAGGCGGAGCUGCAUCUAUACGCUGUUUCCCAGAUGUCGCGAAUAUACCUGCAUCUGCACAGCUCGUGGAACAGCUUCGUCAUCAGGUCCACGCUCAUCUUAGACCCGCUCCACAGGAAGAGGUGCGGUCUUUCAUCCAGCCCCUCCCCCCAUAAGCACCCUACUGCCAUGAGCUGGGAGAGGACAGCCCACCUGUUUUGGCAACUGAGUGCUGAGCUCCUUCAGCAGGGCAUCAGCCUGGAAAGUCAAUACCUGUUGCUACAGGAACUAAGAACCGCCGCCCAUCGUAACACAACACUACGUAAACUAUUCUGGAGGUCCAGUGAUGUGUGUGUGUUUCUGGUCCAGACUCUGGAGGACUCCAUGCAGAGCUGUCAGAGCUCUGAGGUUCUUCCCACAGACGUUCUCACCACAGACCAGCUGCUACUUAGUACGCUGAUCACACAGACCCUGGCUGUCAUGUUCAGAGAGACCGAGGUGGAACCAGCUAGGCUCAGCAUUCUGACAGCCAAAAAAGGUGCCCUAACAGUCCAGCUGCUGCUGGCUGUGGUGUGUGACCCAGAGCUCCACACACACCAAGAGGAAUCCUCCCUCCAGUCUGAGCUUCGAACCUUGCUAGCUGAGUACCUUGAUGCUGCCUGUUCUCUACUCUUUGAGUUAGUGGUUUUAGGCCAGGAGGCCAGCCGGUGUUCCUCUGCUGAGGUCUUCCUGACUCUGGGCUGGAUCUUCAGAGUUCUACAACCUCAUCCUCACCUGUUGUCCUUUAUUGGCUACCAAGCCCAGCAGGUGGUCUUGGUGCUGUCUGACCCACAGUUGGAAGUUCUGAGCCCGACCCAGUCUGUUCUCCUCUACCAGCGGUGUAGGGUUCUGCUGGCCUGCCUGCAGUACAGCUGUCAUCUGGGACAGCACCUGAGAUCACACUUCAGAGAGGAGUUCAGGUACUACGUGAAGCCGUCGUGUGCAGAAGAGAAGUUGCCGCUUCAUUACCCCAUCAGCCAGCCGGCACAGAAACUAGUUACCCAGCUGCUGACACUUAUCCUGCAGUAA
Messenger RNA from Lampris incognitus (smalleye Pacific opah), 1821 nucleotides. RefSeq names its product chromosome 3 C12orf56 homolog (gene c3h12orf56). The transcript has 13 exons. The record is from RefSeq and is a predicted model, not a curated record. The coding region runs from base 1 to 1821 and encodes 606 amino acids. Lineage: Eukaryota; Metazoa; Chordata; Actinopteri; Lampriformes; Lampridae.